Molecule: messenger RNA, 1453 nt
Organism: Clupea harengus (Atlantic herring)
Lineage: Eukaryota; Metazoa; Chordata; Actinopteri; Clupeiformes; Clupeidae
Gene: c21h21orf58
Product: chromosome 21 C21orf58 homolog
Source: RefSeq, a predicted model, not a curated record
AUUGACGCAAGGAAGUGAGUUAACACACAUAGGCUACCUGGGAACCAGGCCAUGUCAUGAAUUUGUAUCUGAAAUACCAAAUGGAGUGUACUGAUUUAUUUUUUCAAGGUGGAUUUAAAUCUAUGGUUUUAUAGUGAUUAUUCUGUGUGUGGUGGGACAGCCUUUUUUUCUCGGUCACUUUCCUAAACCUGCAAGUAUGACCGAUCCUAUGGUAGACCAGAUGACCAGGCUGAAACUAAAGUUACUGGAGAGGAGACUUGAGAACGAGAGGAACAAUUAUGAUGAAAGGGGAGAUUCUGCCCUGUCCACAAGAAGUUAUGAUGGGCAAGGUGACGCCUUACAUAGUGCUCUGAGACGGAAGAGGAAUUUACUGCAGAGACUGAGAGAACAGCACUACUUGGAGGAUCUUGGAAGACCACAUACAUGGGGAGGGAGUCACAGGCAACGUCGCCCAGAUCACUUUCCUACAACAAACCCUCCUCCGAUCCAUGUGUACCAGCCACUUCCACCUGUCCCGGACCACCAACUGCUUCCACCACCGCCACCGCCACCACCCCCCCGAAUCAUACAGCAAACACUUCCUCAGCAACCAACCACCAUAAUCCAGCAGCUGCCUCAGCAACAGCCAAUCAUCACACAGAUACCUCCUCCUCAGCCUGCACCCCCAUACAAAUCUGGCAGCGUCAAAGAGGACAUGGUAGAAAUGAUGCUGAUGCAGAACGCCCAGAUGCACCAGAUCAUCAUGCAGAGCAUGAUGCUGAAGGCCAUCCCUCCCAUGGCCAUGUCCUCGCCGAUGGGAGCCGGCCAUGCUGCCCCCUCAACUCCAUACUCUGUAGCGGACAUGCCCUCCAAAGCAAGGGGCAGUGCCAUCCACCACCAUCAUCACUACAGCCCACCUGGCCCACAGCUGCCCCCCAUUACCUACCCCAUCUGGGGCACACAGGGAGGGGCAUACCAACCCUCAGUGCAACAUGUGAUGGGGCCAAUAUCACUCCCACCUUUAAACAUUGGCCAGAAGUGGAACUAAUUCUAGAAUGCCUGUGGAAUGAUCACCACAAGCAAACAGCAUUCUUCCAAACAAUGGACCACUUAACGUACACCACGUGAUGUCAGGUUGCCCACACCCUGAACUUUGUUUGUAAAGAGCCAUUUAAGGGUUUAGAACAGAUGGAGGAGUAAAGUGGUGAGAGGACUGAAGCUGUACAAGAACACUAGGCACUGGCUUCCAGAAUCUCAGAGCACCAAAUAUUUGUUGGUAAAAUUGAAUAAUAUAUGCAACCUACACCUGUUCAAAGCACACACACUGUAGCUACCCACUAUGCAGAUUUUGCGUAAAGAAAUCAAGGGAGGCCGGACAUUGACGGUCAAGACAUUGCAUGCACAUUUUUUAAACACACACCAGGAAUGCAUGGGUCAUUAUACAAAUCAAAUUUUUAUUAAAUAUUCAGCCCCA